Messenger RNA from Merops nubicus (carmine bee-eater), 1269 nucleotides. RefSeq names its product dynactin 2 (p50) (gene DCTN2). Gene Ontology annotation, cellular component: dynactin complex; centrosome; cytoplasm. The transcript is spliced from 13 exons. The record is from RefSeq and is a predicted model, not a curated record. Lineage: Eukaryota; Metazoa; Chordata; Aves; Coraciiformes; Meropidae. Gene Ontology annotation, biological process: mitotic spindle organization. The annotation marks the transcript as partial.
GGCCCCAGACAAACCCUCCUGGCUGCCUAAUGCCGAGCAUUGUGUGCAGGAGGAGCUCACCAGCACCAGCGUGGAGCACCUCAUCAUUAACCCCAACGCUGCCUACGAGAAGUUCCGGGACAAGCGCCUGAGCACCGAGGGAGUGGAUUUCUCUGAUUGCAUCAGUAAGCCCAGGACAACAGGCUACAAGUCUGGGGAGUAUGAAAUUCUUGGUGAGGGUCUUGGUGCCAAAGAGACGCCCCAGCAGCGGUACCAGCGGCUGCAGCACGAGGUGCAGGAGCUGAUUAGGGAGGUGGAGCAGAUCCAGAGCACGGUGAAGGAGGCUGCAGCAGAGGAGGAGCUGACGCCCAUGGCCUUGGCCAGGCAGGUCGAGGGCCUGAAGCAGCAGCUGGUGUCCAGCCACAUGGGCCCCAAGGCAGCCAUAGACUUUGCAGACCCUGACGGCGCCUUGGCCAAGCGCCUGCUGCAGCAGCUGGAGGUGGCAAAGUGCAGCAAGGCGGCACCAGGGAAGGGUCCUGCCAAAGCCCCAGUGCCCGCUGGAGACACCGUCACCUUUGAGCUGUACUGGAGGCCAGAGCAGGACCAGUUUGCCCAGACCGCCAAGAUCGCAGAGCUGGAGAGGCGGCUGGCACAGCUGGAGUCCACAGUGCGGUGCGAGCCAGACAGCCAGAACCCGCUGUUGGUUGGGCUGAAGGGCACCAGCCUUGUGGAUACUGUGCAGGUCCUGCAGGCCAAGGUCAACAUCCUGGACAUGGCCAUGCUGGACCAAGUGGAGGCCCGGCUGCAGAGCGUCCUGGGGAAGGUAAAUGAAAUUGCCAAGCACAAAGCAACCGUGCAAGAUGCUGACACCCAGAGCAAGAUCCACCAGAUCUAUGAGACGAUGCAGCACUGGGACCCUGUGGCCAGCACCCUGCCUGAUGUUGUGCAGAGGCUGGUGACUCUCAGGGACCUGCACGAGCAAGCCACACAGUUCGGUCAGGUCCUCGUGCACUUGGACACCACGCAGCAGGAGAUAGCUGGUGCUCUCAAGGACAACACUGUGCUGCUGGCAGAGGUCCAGAAGACGAUGAAGGAAAACCUUGCUGUGGUGGAGGACAACUUUGCGGACAUCGACGCUCGCAUCAAGCGGCUGCAGUCAACGGGCGACAGAAAUGAGACUGCCCUGGAGCUGCUGGGCCCCUGCCUGAUCCCUAUCUCCUGCCUGCCCAACGUCAAGAACAGAUCCAGUGGACACUGCUGCCUGGGAACCGGGAGUGGCUGGUGCAACUG